Molecule: messenger RNA, 1375 nt
Organism: Arabidopsis lyrata subsp. lyrata
Lineage: Eukaryota; Viridiplantae; Streptophyta; Magnoliopsida; Brassicales; Brassicaceae
Product: glyceraldehyde-3-phosphate dehydrogenase GAPC1, cytosolic
Exons: 9
Coding region: 117-1133 (338 amino acids)
Biological process (GO): glucose metabolic process
Molecular function (GO): NAD binding; NADP binding; oxidoreductase activity, acting on the aldehyde or oxo group of donors, NAD or NADP as acceptor
Source: RefSeq, a predicted model, not a curated record
UCUCUUUUAAAUAGACCCUUCACGGACCCUUCUCACUCACCUAUCUCACUGUUAAAUAUCUCUCUGUGAAUCUCAUCUUCAACCUCUCUUACACACUCGCGUUUUCGAUUCAAACAAUGGCUGACAAGAAGAUUAAGAUCGGAAUCAACGGAUUCGGAAGAAUCGGUCGUUUGGUUGCUAGAGUUGUUCUUCAGAGGGACGAUGUUGAGCUCGUUGCUGUUAACGACCCCUUCAUCACCACUGAGUACAUGACCUACAUGUUCAAGUAUGACAGUGUUCACGGUCAAUGGAAACACAAUGAACUCAAGAUCAAGGAUGAGAAGACCCUUCUCUUCGGUGAGAAGCCAGUCACUGUUUUCGGCAUCAGGAACCCUGAGGAUAUCCCAUGGGCCGAGGCUGGAGCUGACUACGUUGUUGAGUCUACCGGUGUCUUCACUGACAAGGACAAGGCUGCUGCUCACUUGAAGGGUGGGGCCAAGAAGGUUGUCAUCUCUGCCCCCAGCAAAGACGCACCCAUGUUUGUUGUUGGUGUCAACGAGCACGAAUACAAGUCCGACCUUGACAUUGUCUCCAACGCUAGCUGCACCACUAACUGCCUUGCUCCCCUUGCCAAGGUUAUCAACGACAGGUUUGGAAUUGUUGAAGGUCUUAUGACAACAGUCCACUCUAUCACUGCUACUCAGAAGACUGUUGAUGGUCCAUCAAUGAAGGACUGGAGAGGUGGAAGAGCUGCUUCAUUCAACAUUAUUCCCAGCAGCACUGGAGCUGCCAAGGCUGUCGGAAAGGUGCUUCCAGCCCUUAACGGAAAGUUGACCGGAAUGUCUUUCCGCGUCCCAACCGUUGAUGUCUCAGUUGUUGACCUUACUGUCAGGCUCGAGAAAGCUGCUACCUAUGAUGAAAUCAAAAAGGCUAUCAAGGAGGAAUCUGAAGGCAAACUUAAGGGAAUCCUUGGAUACACCGAGGAUGAUGUUGUCUCAACUGACUUCGUUGGUGACAACAGGUCGAGCAUUUUUGACGCCAAGGCUGGAAUUGCAUUGAGCGACAAGUUUGUGAAAUUGGUGUCAUGGUACGACAACGAAUGGGGUUACAGUUCCCGAGUGGUCGACUUGAUCGUUCACAUGUCAAAGGCCUAAGCUAAGAAGCAGAUCUCGAACGGCGAGGAGUGGAAAGUCAUCUGUUCAUCCUCUUUUAUGGUCUGACUUUGUCGUUUUCGAAUAAAAUUUCUUUGAACUUGGAACCCUUUUUUUUUUUUUUUGGUUUUCUUAAUUCUCAUUCAUGUGAGUUGAUGGGAGUUUGUAGACCGGUGUUUUACUGAAGCCCUUUCGUUUUUGGCUUUUGAUAUAUUGAGUUACUUAUGGUUUUUCAUUUUGUUUCA